UCUGACAGGUCAACCAAACAAACAACAACAACUGCCAUGAAAACAGGGUUGUUAAUGCAAAAAAAAACAUCUCACAUGACAAUUGAAAACCUUUUCUGAUUUUGUUUUGUGCUGUUUUCUUUAUCUAAAUAUAUUUCGAGUCAAUCCAUAUAAGCUUAACUUUACAAAGUUUAAUUAAUAUCAUGCGAAAUUAUUUACAACAUUUCAUGUAGACUAUUAGAGAUUUGAUAUAAUAUUAGAAGGGUAAUUUUCGUAGGGGAUACUUUAAAAAUCAACCCUACGAAGUGAAAAUUUGAUAUGAGAAAAAUCAGCCGGGUGCUAGUUUGCCUAUUUAGAACAAAUUAAAUUUAAUUAUUAUAAUUUAAUUAACAUCUGUCUUUGGCAGAGAAGUUGUAUCGUGUGAUAGUAAAGUGAGUAUAUCUAGCUCCGUACAAUACUCACAUAAAAGGGUCACAAUGUUUGAGGACGCUGAGAAUUUUGCUGAUAUUUUCCGCGGUGGACUGCCCUAUCUCCUGAUUGCACUGCCUAUUUUACUCAUUUGCUCAGCUAAUCCUGCGUUGGCAUCCAGCGAAUUCUCCGUGCAACGUAUGUCACAAUUCGAUGUCAAUGGUGUGGCUUAUGGAUGUCGAGCAUCCGCAUUAUCGCUAGAGGCGAAAUCUCUAUAUACUUGGAGCACUGGCAGGCACUGUGUGGUCGCAAAAUUACAAGAUAUAACUAUAGAUCAGUUCCGUGAAAUACGCCAAAAAGCUGGAGGUUUGGUUAUACUGCUACCGCAGCAUGUCAGCGAUAUGACUUUUGAGGAAAAGGAGCACCUCAACUUGCUUGAACAAGCUAUGCUGGCACAACCAAAUUCAAUUCCUAUAUAUUUCUCACCAUAUAAUCCCGAGCUGGAACGUAUUAUAACGGAUGUCACAAGAACAACCAGCAAUAAUAUUGAGGGCAAAGCUCAACGCACGUCAGCGGCUACAGAACUUUUGGCUUCAAUAUCAGCCAAUGGUUAUCAGGUUAUUGUAUCUGGUGGCAGUCAUUUAGCCAGCAAAAAUAGUAGAAUACCCAUUAUACAAGGUGAACUGGCAGCUACAACCAAGAUUAUGAAGCAAAUGGAAAGUGGCGGUGAGUCCAACAGCAAAUUGCCAUUAAUCGUCAUAGCCUCACAUCUCAACACAUUCGGAUUGUACAAUGAAUACCCUUUAAACGCCGAUGCUGCAGUGUUGCUGACACUUGCGGAUGUAUUUAGCAAAUUGCACAGCACACCUAACGCAGUGCCAAAAUAUCGCCUUUUAUUCUUACUCACGGAAUCGGGAAUGCUGCUAAAUUUCCAAGGUGUCAAAAAGUGGCUCGAUGAAAAUGUACAACUGCAGGAAGACAUCGUGUCCAUUACCGGUUCUUUAAUUGCGGCCAAGAAUCCAACCAAUAUAUUAGACGAGAACGUUGAUUUUGUGCUCUGCUUAGACACGAUUACACAAUCGUUGAACGCUGAAACUGGCAACCUUUAUAUGCACGUCUCAAAACCACCCAAAGAGGGCACCGCAAUGAAUGAUUUCUUCAAAUUGCUUAAAAUCGUAGCGGCACAAUAUGGCAAUGUCACAGUCGAUGGUGUACAUAAGAAAAUCAAUUUGGCCGAUCAGCAACUCGCCUGGGAGCAUGAGCGUUUCAGCAUGCGCCGUUUGCCAGCUUUCACGAUAUCCGCAUUGAAAUCACCCAAAGAGCCAGUACGCGCCACCAUAUUCAAAGACGCUGAAGAACAAAUUAUUGCGCAAACGCAACAGCAUGCUAAAAUUUUAGCUGAAACGCUAGCAAAUUACUUGUAUGGUUUACAGGAGCCAUCUGAAAUUUUUGCUGGGCCAAUGGGCAUCAAUAAGAAACUCAUUAAAGCUUACCUGCAGGUCAAAUCUGCGCUCCAUAACAACGACCUGAAGAACGCUUUCGAAAAGUACUUAAAGAAUGUGAAGAUUAUGUAUGAUAAACCCGACACACGCGAUCCGGACUUUAUGCUCUACGAUGGUCAGGAAGCGCGCCUAAAUGUGUAUCACGUGAAACCUGCCAUUUUCGAUCUCUUCCUAACCAUACUCAUAUGCGCAUACCUCGCCUCUGUGUACUUUGUCAUACAAUUCUUUCCAGCGUUAUACGACACAGUUUGUAAAAUGACCAAAGCGCAACCGCCGCUGACGCAAACCAAUUCCAAUAAUACAAAGUCUAAAAUUAAUUAAAAAAAACAAAAAUAAAACGAAAAAUAGUAAUAUUUUUGAACAGCAAAACUUUAAUGUACAGAUGUACAAAUUUUCUUGAAUACUUACUAACUGUAUUAGAACAAUUACAACAUGUAACCAAAUAGUGAGUUAUACAUCAUACAUAAUAGAUACAUACAUAUAUACAUGCAUAUUUGUAUAUACAUAUAUAUAUAUAUAUUGGUAAGGGCAUAAUUUUGUAUGACACACAACAAAGUGAAUUUUAGAAAAAGAGAGACUCGCAAUUCAAGUAAGAUAAGUAAUAAAAUCAGUAAUUCAUUUAUUAGUUAUAUACGUAAUUUGUGCAAGCAAGGUGAAAGGUUGUUAGUAAAACUAAAUAAAUAUAAUAAAACAAUUAAAUAAUAUAUAAAAAAAAAAAUUAAAUUAAAUUUUAAAAAAUAAAAUAAAAAAAGUAUAUUAAAAAAAAUAAUAAAAAAAAAAUAAUAUUAAAAAAAAUAAAAUAAAACUAUUAAGCGGCAUUAUAAACAUCGUUAAUAACACGAGCACCCAAGUAUGUUCCGUUAUUCAUGUAGUAUGAACAAUAAUUAACUCGACAAAACGAAUUGUGCCAUUACUGCUGCUCAAUUAUGCAAUUUCCACUUAAAUACACGUUUAAAUAAUAUAUUAUAAUAAAUUUAAAGAGUAAUCAUUGUGAGUAAACAAAUAUUCCUAGGAAAGCAUUAGGCACACAUUUCCACACAGUCCACAUAUGCAUUUAGACACUCACCCGCUGACAGCGGCGGCGCAGCAGCAGUAACUGUAAGCAAUACUUCUAAAUAAUACUUUAAAACAUGAAAUUAUAUAACAAUAAUUAAAGCAUAAUGUAGUAGUCAAAUGUGUUUUCGACAUUAUUUUAGUAUAAAAUCAAAGUAUACAUACCUACAUACAUAUAUAAUACAUGUUGUUUUGAUUAGCUUCAAAUUGUAAGUUCAAACUAAUGUGGCAACGUUUAAAAUAUUCAUGAUUUCACACGUAUUACUUUAAAUGAAAGUAAAACUGAAAAAAAAAUAAAGACAAAUAAAUAAAACUUAAUUUAGAAAACGACUUA
Bactrocera oleae (olive fruit fly) is the source of this 3276-nucleotide messenger RNA. Its product is annotated as BOS complex subunit ncln. NCBI's taxonomy places the organism in Eukaryota, Metazoa, Arthropoda, Insecta, Diptera, Tephritidae. Gene Ontology annotation, biological process: regulation of signal transduction. Gene Ontology annotation, cellular component: endoplasmic reticulum membrane. The record is from RefSeq and is a predicted model, not a curated record.